Geodia barretti is the source of this 1610-nucleotide messenger RNA. The record is from the annotation of a GenBank genome assembly. NCBI's taxonomy places the organism in Eukaryota, Metazoa, Porifera, Demospongiae, Tetractinellida, Geodiidae.
UUGCAAAGAAAACUUAUGAAGGACUUGUUUCAUCCUUACCAUAUCCAGUUACUGAAGAUAUUUUACAGUGCUGGAUCAGGAGUGAAAGGGAAAUUAUGAUGUAUUCAACAUUAGAUUCUGCUGCAAUCAGCUGGAAGACCACUUACUUUCUGACUCUUCAGUCAUAUUUUAUCCUAAGGGAUUCUCUCACUGUGGUUGGGGGGAAAACUAAAGUUACAGAAGAAAAGGCAUCUUUUGCAGAGCUUAUGAGGCUCAAUAAGCGCCUAACUGAGUUGGAAAGUAGGUAUCGAAUUGCUACUCGGUGGAAUAGGAAUGAUGCUCAGUAUGCUGAGGUGAAGAUUGCUUACCUAAAGGAAAUGCAGCAGAGACUUAAGGUGUCUCUGUGGGCUACUGUUUCAAGGAGGCAUUACCUUUUGAAAAUGAAAGCCAAGUAUGCUGAUGGCCAGAAAAUAGCCAAAAAGCUCUGCAAAGGAAUUACAAAAGAGACUUGUACAGCCAGGAAACUUCUUGAUGCACUCAAUACCAGCUUAUCACAGGCUGACGAAACAUUUGUACCCUUGGCACUAGCAGAUGUUCUAUCUCCUGUUUCUGAAUUCUGGCAAUGUCCUAACCAAGCCUCCAGUGAAAUCCCAGUCAGCAUAAAGAGGGACAUCAUAGAGGCUCAUCUGCUACUCAAAAGAUGCGAUGAAGAGCUUCUUUUGCUACAAACUGAAAUGCAUAAUGUGAUUGACUACUACAAUGAGAAGGAAAAGAAAAUUAUUUCUGUACUGCACAAGAUCACAAGUGAUGGAACAAGUCAGUUUCACAGAGGUUGCAUCUCUCUCUUAAGGAAACUUCAACUGGAAGUUGAGCUUUUUCGAUCAAUAGCUGUGUCUGCUUAUGCCUCUGUGAUUACUGUCCCAAAGUCUCACCCUUUAGUGGACGCUGGACACAUGUGUGUCAUUGAUGCGUCUGAUAGCUCAGACUCUGAGUAUGAGAGCUCAAGUGACGGUGAAUAGCUGAUAAUGAUUGGAUUAGUCAUGGAUAGCUACUGUUAUAAUUACCAACUUAAUUCAAGAUCCAUAAUCAAGAGAAUUAUUAUUUACAUCAAUGAACACUGUGGAUGAACAUAGACCAUAGAGACACAGUGGCCCCAACUAUCAUACACAUUAUAGCUAACAUUUCAGGUGAUGUAGGAGGUCUGAACAUGGUUUACAAGUCCAUGUUUCAUCUUCAUAUGACUUGUUAAUAUCCAGGGCAACACAAUCUUUAUGGUACCAUUGCUUGCACUGAUCACAUGCAAUCAUGGGCCUUGCUGUAUCAUUUGGCAUUCUGCACAUACAAUAGAGCUUUUCUGGAAUUGACUUUCUGAUUCGGGAUCCAAAUGCAAUUCGGCGUUUGCCUACUGUGGGAAAUCUGGUCAUUUUCCCUGCUUCUAGACAGAGGAGCAGGUGUUGUCGCAGCUGACUAGUGUCCCACUUACAUAGUGUAGGAUCACAGUAAUGGGCCAAUUCCGUUGCAACAGCUGCUGCAAACACUCCACAAUCAUUGGAGUUAGGCUGUCUCAUGAUAUCGGCAACAUCGAAAUGCAAAACUGAGCAAUCAGACUUGAAAAAUGAACAAACGGUUUU